AACGCGUGCUCAAGGCUGGCAUUUCGGACCAGCAGGACCGCUUCAUCCUUAAAUUUCCUCUUUCCGUUCGGAUUGCCCUGCAACAAUCCCAGGUGAUGCCACCCCAAAGGCUUCCUGGGUGCCCGAUUGUAAAAGAAAAGGGCUGAAAGCUGGUUGCUGUUGCUCCGCUGGAGUCAACCCCCAGCCCCCUCUUCCCUGUCCUUCAAACGCACCGCUUCCACUCUGUUCCCCUCGACCCACUGCACCCCACCCCCCCUGCAACAGUAGCUAUCUUCAUCCAAACCCCAGUGCCCUUGUCACAAGCAAUUACACACCCUGGCUGAGGGCCAAAUCCAAUGGCUACAGGCGGUCAUGCUCCUGAGACAGUUUUAAUCAACCUGCAUCAGGUGAGGGAGGAUGAAGACAAUGAGGAACAAUCAUUGGCUGAGCAAAAAGAAGAUGACGAAGAUUGGGAGAAAGCAUUUUCCGUCCAGUACUUUUCUGACAUCAUCAGUGAAUCCGCUUCUACCAACGGAGAAAGGAUGGGCCGAAACUACACAGAAAAAGAUUUUGAGUAUCAUAGGCACACAGUUCAUCACAUCCAUCACCCCCUCUCCACCCACUUGCCCGUACCCCAGCGAUUACGCAAGAAGGUGCGCGGCCCGGAACGCCGGCGCAAAAAGAAACGGAGGAAAAGAAAGACAUCCCUGCCACCCUCAGAUGUCACACCCACCAUCCACGAGGUAGAUGAGGAGGAGGCCGAGUUGGAAAUAGAUACGCAGGCGGCGCCCGCGGCCACCGAGAUAGCUGACAUUGAAGCACAGUUUAGUUUGGAGAGUCAAGAUCACUUGGAGGAAGCUAUUCCAAUCGCCACCGUCCACAUGGAAAAUGAAAAGCAGAAACGCACGCUAACUCUCAAGAGGGAUUUUCACGGGGGAGGGUAUGAUGUCAUUGAGCACCAUGAAGAGGAUGGAAAGGAGGAGGCGUCUUGCGACAGCGUCACCUCAGCACGGGUGUCUGCCGCUGCCACCACAACUCCGAGCUGGUUCUGCCGCAAACCCGCCCACCAUCGCGUGGCUGGCACCCAGCGCUGCAACUACGAUCUAAGGGAGCGGAUUUGCAUCGGCAGCAUGACCGCGGUUGAGACUGCUGUCUAUCAACAAGUGCCGACUGAUGAAGCCGAAGCCCAAAUGUUGGCCAGUGUUGACUUGGAUGACAUGAAAAGUCACAGAUUUGAAGACAACCCCGGGGUAAGACGUCACUUAGUGAAGAAGUCCUCCCGAUUCCAGAUUGGCCGUACAAGCAAUAGUUCCACUCCACUGUGCAGCAUAAAGAAGAAGAAACGAGCAUCGGACAAGAAGACUCACGAGUUGUUUGUGGAGCUGAAUGAGUUGAUUGUGGAGAAGGACCAUGAAAUGCGUUGGAAGGAGCGUGCCCGCUGGAUCAAGUUUGAGGAAGAUGUCGAGGAGGAAACUGACCGCUGGGGCAAACCUCACGUGGCUUCACUUUCGUUUCGCAGUUUACUGGAGCUUCGUCGCACGAUCACGCAUGGUGCCAUCCUUUUGGAUUUGGAGCAAAACUCCCUGCCUGGAAUCGCCCAUUUGGUGGUGGAGACGAUGAUCAUCUCUGAUCAGAUUAGACCUGAAGACAGAUCCUGCGUUCUCAGAGCUCUGUUGCUCAAACACAGCCAUCCAAGCGACAUGAAGCAUCGUUUUCAUCGCCACCACUCAUCGACCAGUCUUCAUGGCAGUUUUAAUCACAACCAUGUCCAGGACACCAACCUGCCCCUUGUUGCUGAAGAAAUGGAAGAACAACAGGAUGGCAAAGGACCCAUGUAUGACCCCAAACAGGAUGUUUUUGUCAGCCUGUUUAAAUCCCUCCACCCCGUAUCUCCGGAGAGCCAUCCAGCGGCGGCCAGAUCUUUGAAACUACUCGCCAAGAUACCAAGAGAUGCUGAAGCGGUUAUUGUUUUAGUUGGCUGCGUUGAAUUCCUGGAGCAGCCAGCAAUGGCCUUCGUACGUCUGAAUGAGGCUGUGCUUUUGGAGUCGGUGUUGGAGGUCCCAGUUCCUGUUCGCUUUCUUUUUGUCUUACUUGGUCCGAGUCAGUCAAAUGUGGACUACCAUGAGAUUGGACGUUCCUUCUCAACCCUCAUGUCUGAUAAGAACUUCCACGAGGUGGCUUACUUCGCCGACAACAGACAGGACCUUCUAAACGGUAUCAACGAAUUCCUGGACUACAGCAUUGUCAUUCCUCCAUCAGACGUGGAGGGGAAAGACCUCUUGAAGACAGUUGCUGACUUCCAGAAACAAAUGCUGCGUAAACGGAAGGAAAGGGAGCUAAAGAAGCACCACUCCUCAUCUGGUAUGGAGCAGAACAACAAAGAUAUAACUCAAGAAGAGGAGGAGGAUGGAGACCAAGAGAUUGACCCAUUGAAGCGUUCCGGGAUCCCUUUUGGAGGACUGAUCCAUGACAUCCGGCGCCGCUACCCGAACUAUGUCAGUGACUUGAAAGAUGCUGUGGACAUGCAGUGCGUCGCUGCUGUUAUCUUCAUUUACUUUGCUGCAUUGUCACCUACUAUUACCUUUGGGGGUUUGCUAGGGGAAAAAACAGAAGGCAUGAUGGGAGUAACUGAACUGAUUGUUUCCACUGCAACACUUGGAGUUAUAUUCUCACUACUGGCUGGUCAGCCUCUUCUCAUUAUAGGAUUCUCUGGACCUUUACUAGUGUUUGAGGAAGCAUUCUACAAGUUCUGUCAGGCCUACAAUUUUGAAUAUCUGACCGGUCGUGUGUGGAUCGGCUUCUGGCUCGUCUUCAUUGUCCUGGUGAUCGUGGCGGCGGAGGGCAGCUUUCUUGUUCGCUUCAUCUCACCCUUCACUCAAGAGAUAUUUGCUUUUCUGAUCUCCCUCAUCUUCAUCUACGAGACUUUCUCUAAGCUCCUAAAGGUGUUUCAAGAGCAUCCGUUAAUGUCAUGGUACCCUGGACUCCCAACCCCUCCGUCUGAGCAGCAGGAUGUCCAGAACCAACCCAACACUGCUUUGCUCUCUCUGGUCCUCAUGAUGGGCACUUUCUUUCUGGCUUUCUUCCUCAGAAAGUUCAGAAACAGUCGUUUUUUAGGUGGCAAGGCAAGAAGAAUCAUUGGGGACUUUGGCAUUCCCAUUUCAAUUUUAAUUUCUGUGUUUGUGGACUACUCAAUCACAGACACCUACACACAGAAACUCGACGUGCCAUCCGGCUUUUCAGUCACUUCUCCUACCAAGAGGGGUUGGUUCAUCAGUCCCUUUGGUGACAAGCAGCCCUUCCCCACUUGGAUGAUGGGAGCGUCCGUUGUACCCGCCCUUCUAGUAUUCAUCCUCAUUUUUAUGGAAACUCAAAUCACUUCCCUGAUUGUCAGUAAGAAGGAACGUCGUCUGGUGAAAGGUUCAGGGUUCCACCUGGAUUUGCUGCUCAUCGUCAUUCUCGGAGCAUUCUGCCCACUCUUUGGCCUGCCUUGGCUAACAGCAGCCACUGUGCGCUCGGUCACGCAUGUCAACGCCCUCACUGUCAUGAGCAAGGCCACGGCGCCUGGAGAGAAGCCCAUGAUUCAAGAAGUCAAAGAACAGAGACUGACAGGGCUUUUUGUCGCUGUGCUUGUUGGUAUGUCCAUCGUGAUGACUGAUGUUCUGCGCCUCAUCCCUCUUGCUGUGCUCUUUGGUAUUUUCUUGUACAUGGGGGUCACCUCUCUGACGGGGAUUCAGUUAUACGAACGCAUCACGCUCAUGGUCACGCCGGCGAAGCACCACCCUGACCACAUUUACGUCACCAAGGUGAAGACCUGGCGUAUGAACAUGUUCACCCUCAUUCAGCUGGGCUGCAUUGUGGCACUGUGGGUGGUGAAGUCCACCGCUGCUUCCCUGGCAUUCCCCUUCGUCCUCAUCAUGACGGUGCCGUUGCGCCGCGUCAUCCUCUCCAGGAUUUUUGAGGAACGUGAGCUCCAGGCGCUGGACUGCGAUGAGGACUCGCCCAACUUCGACGAAGACGGACGGGAUGAGUACAACGAGAUUCACAUGCUUGUAUAAAGUGGAACUAACCCAGGACUUUUCAUUCUUUGUGCUCUUGAAUGUCCACAGGACAAGAGUCUUAGGGCAAAAACAUUAGCACAUGUGUAACAUUGAUAGAUCAAUAAGAUAUCUAUAUAUUUUUUCUUUUAGAAAAAAACAAACAAACAAAAAACAGAUGUACUAUACGCAAAAUGUUCGGGCCUUGUGUAGGUGGUGUGUUUUUCACUUCCCUGAAAUUGUUUGUUCGUCCCUUUUGAUGAAGUCAAUGAACAUGCCGAUCCCUUUAAUUACUCUGCAGGCUUUGGGCAUACGUGCAAUGUUAAUGGUUACCUUUUAGGCAACAGGAAGAGGUUGGUGAAUGAAUGUGAGGGGGACAGUGUUGAUUUCCCAGUUAUGAAUGCUUAAUAGGCAUCCCAAUUGACCCCACAUACCAAAAGAUGGUGCAAGAAAGUAAGCCAAAUUAUAUUGCAUGCAUAAAUUUGCUACAUUUAGGUAACUGCUAUUUCUUUUAGAUAGCAUCAUAGCAAGUUGCAGUCAGAUGUUUAGAAAUAUUCCAGUAGAAAUUCCAAACAAAGAUGUUGUCUCUUGAUUAUACCAAGCUCCCAAAUAACCAGAAGUUUAAAAAAAAAAAAAACAACUACCGUAUUGGUCCGAAUAUAAGACGGCCCUGAUCAUAAGACGACCCACUCUUUUUAAAGACUCAAGUUUUAAAGGAGACUUUUUGAACACCAAAUUAAUUUUUAUACAGAAAAUAAUUACAGUACAUCUGAAACAAAUGAUUAUAACAAAAGGGUUGUUCCGAUCAUGUUUUUUUGCUCCCGAUCCGAUCCCGAUCGUUUUAGUUUGAGUAUCUGCCGAUCCCGAUAUUUCCCGAUCCGAUUGCUUUUUUUUUUUGCUCCCGAUUCAAUUCCAAUCCUUCCCGAUAAUUGUUCCCGAUCAUAUACAUUUUGGCAAUGCAUUAAAAAAAAAAUGAAUAAAACUCGGACGAAUAUAUACAUUCAACAUACAGUACAUAAGUACUGUAUUUGUUUAUUAUGAUAAUAAAUCCUCAAGAUGGCAUUUACAUUAUUAACAUUCUUUCUGUGAGAGGGAUCCAUGGAUAGAAAGACUUGUAAUUCUUAAAGGAUAAAUGUGACUAAAUAUUGCCAUCUAGUGUAUUUUUUGAGCUUUCAGUAAAUGAUACUGUAGCCAUUUAACUGUUCUGCCCAAAUGCAUGAUGGGAAGUGCAACCAUGACUGUGCGUAGUGGUACCAAUUAAUAUAUCUUCUCUGCAUUGGGAAAUAACAUAGGGUGUUAAGAAAAAGAUCAAUUACUACCUUUCUUCCCCAUGUUGCUUCCCAUGAUAUUUCUAAUUGUUGAAAGAGGGAUUGUAAGGCUUUAGCCAAUAAAAAAAGGCUCCAAAGACUGCCAAAAUCCACUCUACUCAUUUUACGCUGCCUUUUAGCUCUAUAUAUACAGUGGGGAGAACAAGUACUUGAUACACUGCCAAUGGGUUUUCCCAUUGGCAGUGUAUCAAAUACUUGUUCUCCCCACUGUAGGUAAAACGGCGCCAUUAUAGAUUGAUCGCGACAAUGUGUGAGUGGGUCGUGCAGUGCAUGCGUUAAUUGCGUUAAAUAUUUUAACGUGAUUAAUUUUUUAAAAAUUAAUUACCGCCGAUAACGCGAUAAAUUUGAUAGCCCUACUUUAAGUCAAAACUAAAGACUCUGAAUGAGUGAAAGACAUUUUGUCUGUAACGUUAAAUACAAUUAGAAAACGAUUUAAUUUAAAAAUAUAUAUGUAUAUUAAAAAAAGGCAUGUCCGAUAUUUUUUUGCCGAUUCCGAUACUUUGAAAACGACGUGAUCGGACCCGAUCGAUCGGCAUCAUCUUUAUAUAACAAUAUAUUUGAGAGAAAAAGCAUGUUAUUUUGCCUCAUUCAAAUCUUAACACCUGAACAUUUAAAUAUGUAAACUAAAGUGCAAUCACAUUCGUAAAUGAAUGGCUUCUGGUUUUUGAAAUGUAAAUAAACCAAUCUAUUAUGAUAAAACAACAAAAUUGCAAUAACUGCAUUAACCAUCAAAGUGAGGUCUAACUGUAACCGUAGUCUUGAAACAAAUCUGAAUAAGGAAAAACGUUGCAAUAAAAUAAUGCAAACUGGUUAACCCCUUUAACACCUAAGGCUAUUUUGGCUGAAUUUGCAUGCAUUUGAUGUUGCCUUUAUAUUUCAAAGAAAAAAGUGUUCAAAAUGGCCAAGUUGGGUCCCUUUUUUCAGGACACUUUGAAGUUCAUGUCCAAACUCUUGUUUUCUUCACUGACCAAUUAUAAUCAACAUUUUGAACCCAAAAAGACCAAAAAAAAAUCCCAAAAUCUUUUUUCAAAAUUUGUAACGUUGAUGUCCCAUUGACAACCAAACAUGCUCGACCAACCGUUUUGAAGCUUGAUAAUAUUUAUUCAACUUGUUAGGAUAAACAUUCAAUAGAAAAAAAUAAGAUUGAAUAGUUUUAUGUCUGACAAUUCAACACAAACAGCAGGUAUGGUCAUAGGCGUUUUUUGUUCUUUACACAAACUAUAGUCAAAACAAGUUAUAUACAGUGCAAAAUAGUGAGAAAAAAAAUUAUAAAUAUCAUCUAACACAAAAAGGGUUUGGAGGAUAUCGCUUUGUGAAGUUAGGUAUUGUACACAUCACCUUAUGAAAAAUAUAUACGUACAUGCAAUCAAGCUUCUCGAACACACAUCUAUAUAAAAAUUGAAAAGAUUUAAGUGAAGAAAAAAUAUAUAUAACAUUGAAAAAAAUUAUUUUCCAAAAUAUUGACAAGUAGUUCAGUUCAAUUCAAAAUUUUCAGGCAUGCAACCCAAUAAAGUUUUCUUUUUUUUUUUUUUUUUUUUUGAAAUAAUGCAUUAGCUUGUGCUAAAUUUAGUUUUACAUUCAUUCUGCACGUUUCAAAGUCGCUAGCUCAAUCCAACCGGCCGUUGCUUGCUUAGCACGCCUUCCCUUUCUUUAGUUGGCGCCUCGCUCGGAAAUUUAUUAAAAAUGUUCACAUUCGGUUCUUCCUUCUUGACAUCACUACGGCUCUUGGGAUAUGUAGUCUUUUAUGCUGCUUUUGGUUUUGAAAAAAGACAGGAAAUGAUGGAAAUAUGGAGAUAGAUACAUAGUCCAUGCAGUGUUUUAAUGCAUAUUUAUGAGUGCAAUAAAACCAUGAAACUCAAAUGACAUUAUCUCCCGUUUUACUUGGUCGAUUGACUUCAAAUAAAAACUGAUGUGGACAUCAACUUCCGCACUUUCAAAUGAGACCAACCAGCGGCACGUGGGUGACGUAAUUACAGCGUGACGAAGCUACAAAGACGGUAUGCGUUAACACGUCGCUGCCGACAUGUUCGGUGUUAAAGGGUUAAACUUGAGAGUAGCUGAGAUCUGUCAUGACAGAACAUAACUCCUCAAUUUCAGCAUUCGCUUCAAUGACAUCUGGCGCCAUCUAGCGUCGUGAAUGGGUAUAAUGUCUAGACCCCGUAUAUAAGAAAACUCCCACUUUUUCAGUCUUAUUUCAAUGCAAAAAAACUAUAAAACUCAAAUGACAUUAUCUCCCGUUUUACUUGGUCGAUUGACUUCAAAUAAAAACUGAUGUGGACAUCAACUUCCGCACCUUCAAAUGAGACCAACCAGCGGCACGUGGGUGACGUAAUUACAGCGUGACAAAGCUUCAAAGACGAUAUGCGUAAACGCGUCGCUGCCGACAGGUUCGGUGUUAAAGGGUUAAACUUGAGAGUAGCUGAGAUCUGUCAUGACAGAACAUUACUCCUCAAUUUCAGUAUUCACUUCAAUGAAAUCUGGCGCCAUCUAGCGUCGUGAAUGGGUAUAAUGUCUAGACCCCGUAUAUAAGAAAACUCCCACUUUUUAAGUCUUAUUUCAAUGCAAAAAAACUAUAAAACUCAAAUGACAUUAUCUCCCGUUUUACUUGGUCGAUUGACUUCAAAUAAAAACUGAUGUGGACAUCAACUUCCGCACCUUCAAAUGAGACCAACCAGCGGCACGUGGGUGACGUAAUUACAGCGUGACGAAGCUUCAAAGACGAUAUGCGUAAACGCGUCGCUGCCGACAGGUUCGGUGUUAAAGGGUUAAACUUGAGAGAAGCUGAGAUCUGUCAUGACAGAACAUUACUCCUCAAUUUCAGUAUUCACUUCAAUGAUAUCUGGCGCCAUCUAGCGUCGUGAAUGGGUAUAAUGUCUAGACCCAGAAUAUAAGACGACUCCCACUUUUUCAGUCUUAUUUCAAAGCAAAAAACACCGUCUUAUAUUCAGGCCAAUACGGUAUAUGCGUCCCUCUUGGUACAUGCUUGAAGAUCUUUGACUGGCAACUUGUCCCUGCCAACCAACCAAGCUCCCUGGCAAAGAUGUAAACACUCAAAGACAGUGUUGACUGUAUUGUAAGUACCCAAUACAAAGGCCCCUUGCAAAUGAAUAACCUCUAUUUUAUCCUUUGUUUUGCCAACCUAUUUGUCUCCUGACCAUUAAUGUUUCAACUUUAUCUGCAACUUAAGUGUUGGCGCAAAGUUAAAAGGACAUUGCGUAGUUUGGCGCACUUGAACGCCCCCCACCAAAUGUCUUUAUUCAUAUUUGUGCUUUCAUCUCCCAGUACACUUUUCACAUAUGUCAUGAAUAAUAUAACAAAACACUUCAGCUGAAAAAGCCGAGAAACUAAGCAAACACACGUGUAGCGAACACGCCAGGGAGCAGUUGAGUGUUGGCAGGGUGCAUGAAUGAUGUAUUGUAUAGUAUGGCUGUGAAUUAUAAUGUAGCAUCUGUGUUCGGUCGUUGGGUUUUCACCCCCUCGGCUUUUUGCGAGGUCGCUAUAGAAUUCAAAUUAGCUGGGUUGCUUUCAGGAACCAAACUUUUCUGCUGUACAUAGAAGCAACGCAGUCUUGCAUCCAGUUCUCAUUUAAUGGCUUUCGACUCUGAGAGACAUUCUGAACAAUGGCUACACGUGAAUGUCUGUUGUGGGUGGUGGUGUGCAAAGAAAGAAGUGAAGCAUUACUUUGUGUUCCAAAUUAUUAUGGCAUACAGUCAUGCAUAAAGCUGUAUUUUAGCCACGCAUUAUCUCAGAAAAACUUCACAAGGACUCAUUUUGAAACUUUUUGUGGGGUUUUAUUCAUGAAUAAUGGGCUAUGAGAUGGUAGGGUGUAAUAAAGUGUCAGAAUAAGAUAUGGAAUUACUAACAUACUGUUUACUGCCACGAUAUUUUAUUAGCAAUCCAGGUAAUCCAGGUAAAAGUGGAGAAAAAAAAAAAAAAAUCGGCACCACUCCCUGAAUUGGACCCUAUUAGGUAUAUGUGGAGAUGCUCUAAUGCUAAAGUUGUCAAAACUGAGUACCCCAUACCCAAAGCGUUUUCGAGCACAGGAGCGUUGAGAAAGUUUCACCAGUGUUUCCAAAGGAAACAUGUCAAGCAGGACAGUGACUUUUGACAGAUAUAUUUUUUUUAUGCUUCAUUUACAUGCUUUUACGACCCUUGACGGUGCAUACCAUGUUCAUACCAUACAUACACAUAUUCUGUUUUAGUGUGACUUGCCAAAUCUGGUCGGACUUCACUUCAAUGUUGUUAAUAACGCCGUUAGAGUAUAACAAUGUUGCAAACGGCGUUAUUUUUGCUAGUAGUGAAUAAUCUAAUUAAUUACUUGUCCCAUAUUUGCAACGCCGUUACCAUUACCGAGGAGGUGAAGGUGCGCGUUACUACAAUUUGGUUGAAUGACGCGGGAAACGCUGAGAGAGCAGAUCGGUAGGUGGGAGGAGGGAAGGGGGUUGUGACGCCGUUGCAAACACGAUGCUAGGUGGCUGGGAGCGUUAGCAUAGAAUUCGCGUUCUCGCUAGCAUUAGCAUUUAGCUUGGUGAGCGUCAUCUUAAACCAGGGGUGCCCAAGUCUGGUCCUCGAGAUCACCUAUCCAGCUUGUUUUCCAUGUCUCCCUCCUUUACCACACUUGAACCAAAUGAUAAGCUCAUCAGCAAGCUCUGCAGGGGCCUGAUAACGAUCCUGAUUAUUUGAUUCAGGUGUGUUGGAGGAGAGAGACAUGGAAAAUAGGCUGGAUAGGUGAUCUUGAGGACCGGACUUGGGCACCCCUGUCUUAAACUCUCGGGCAUUUUUUUUUUUUUUUCUACAUAAAGUUUGUGGCGUUCAGGUGGGUACAAUUAAUUGAAAAUACUGGACUGUUUUAUUGUUGAGUAUGCAUUAUCAUCACCAAGUGGGUGUUGUUCUUGUAGAUGCUACAAUAUAAUAAUAUUUUUUGUUUUUCAGUUGCUAAAAAUAGUCACUUGCCCUUAAUUUUUUUCUUUUGAAUGAUGUAUCCGUAAACCUUGUGGGAUUUUUAAAAAAAAAAUCAAAACAAAGAGAGCAAAUAUAGGAGAGAGAAGAGAUUCAGAGCCUCACCUGUAUAUUAGGGGUGGGAUAGUACGCACAAGUCAGUACGUACCUCGGUACGGGGGUCACGGUUCAUUGUGGGUACAGUACAAUAGGAAAAACAAAAAGGCUUUUUUCUCACAGCAUUUGAAUGUUAAAGUUUGUGUAUCAUUACACACUUAUAUAGGUGAAAUUUGGAAAACAUGUAAAAAGUGUAACCUAUGUUUUGUUUUUGUUUAGUUUUUUUUUAAUGAAAAAAAAUUUAAAUUCAAUUAUUUAAUAUAAACAUAUUUGAUGUGAAAGACGUUAUAGAAUGGAUCAUGUAAUAACGUACAGAAUAUGAAAAGUAAACAUCAGUUACUUUGCCGAGUAAUUAAUUACUGUUACAUUGAGGUAACUGAGUCACUAACUGAAUUACUUUUGGGGCGAAGUAAUUUGUAACCCUGCUUCUCUUCCACAAAAUAGACAUGACAAGCUUCACAAGAUUCACACCCCAAUGUUUCCCUGUGGUCAAAGUAAUGCAACACCAACAUCAACAUGGAUCUGAUAAUGGUUCACAUACAUGCAUAUACAUUAUGUAUAUCAUAUGUCGAAUGGCAGUCAAUGGUUGAAAUUUGUUACUCACUGUAAAUCCUCUUUAGGAAAAUUAACAAAACAGCAUAUGCCUAAUAAUAUGGAACACAUGUAUUUGAAUUUCUUUUUAAAUAUUCCAAGUCUUUUGUAAAGUCCUUUGAGGAUAUUGUGAUCGCUGGUAAGCACAGAUCAGAUGGCAAUUGCACUUAUGUAAUCCACUGGUCCACUUUUUUGACAGAGUAAUGCAUGCAUUUGUAAGAGCCGAAAUGAGGCUAACGAUAAAACUAAUUUCUUGGGUUAACCAGGUUAUUUUAUAGUUGCAGGAAUACAAUCAAACAAACAGACACCCCCCCCCCCCCUUCUUCCCGCCCCCUUAAGUGCUUCAACGUGAUGAGUAGUUAUUUGCAGAUCGUAUUUUUAUGAAUCAGCAGUGUAUUUGCUCGCCUGAUGAAUCGGUAUCGGCGUUUACACAACCAUGCCCUAAAUUAUGAGCCAUACAAGAAUUCUCUCAGGAUAAACUGACCUUUGAACUGUAAAUUCCCAGCCUUUCGUUAUAGCUGAGUUAUGUUUGUACAUAAGAUUUGCAGUGAGAGGAAAAUAUAUGGCUUAUUGCCCAGCUUUUUGUGUUAAACAAUGUUUUGACAAGGGUCAGGUGAAGAUGAAUUACUGUAUAUGAUUUUCAAACGAACUAUAUAUUUACAAUUGUUUUUCUUUUAUCUUUCUCAGUCCAAAAUGUGAACCAUUUACCUGGCUAUUAGGUUUUGGAGCUUCAUGCUAAGAUUUUUUUUAAAGGGAACCUCGGACUUAAAGACUUGUAGGCUCUAACAAGCCACAAUUCUGCUCUUUUACUAUAAAAUGUCAUUAGAAACACAUAAAAUAUUCCCAUUGAGUUAAAAAUCUAUUAUAUUUAGUACAUGGUUUGACCUAUGGAGGGCGCCAUGUUUUAUGGACGCUCGGGGUGAUGACGUAGUUUGUCACUGUCACUAGACGAACACUACCGGUGUUCUGCAAUUCCUUCUACGCGACGAGACGUCCAACACAUGCACACGUCUGUUAAAAGCAGCGAGUACUUACUAUUUAUGUUUUUAUUGAGUCUUAUUAGCUUUCAUUGCCUCAAAAUACUUUUUGCAUGCGUUUCUCUUUCAUACUAUUAAGCAUUGUGUUUUCUUGUGGUAGCUUUAAAGCAGAUUGUUGAUCUUUUGACCACAUAAGUCAUGUAGCGUAUGUAAACCAACCUUACUUGACAUUACUAUGUUUAAGUAUUUUCUUAAGGUAUCUUUAAUAUGUUCUGUCUGUAAACAUCUAAACAAAACAAGCUUAAAGUGCACGUUAGUACUUCGGGGGUCAAAUUGGCCUCUUGUAGACGUUUCGUUGGUGUAGCACAUUUUGGCAGAACACUUUUUUAUUUAUUUAAUUUAUUUAUUUAUAUAUAUUUUUUAACCCGUCUUGUUCAGCUGUUUGACACGGAGAAUGGAAGUCUAAGUGCCCGGAUGGACUGAACAGUUUUAAUGUUUCACAUUGAGAGUCUGACAUACUCCCAUCGUGAUCAUUCAACAUACCUCGUUUAUUAUGACAAAGCAGCGAACAGGAAGGGGUUAUGGGGGAACAGAAGAAAAGAAACACAAGAGAAGAAAGAAAAGAAACACAAACUCCAACAAGAAAGACAUUGAACGUCUACACUAACUACUAAUAUGUUGGUGCUAUCGUUAGCUAGAUGUAUUUCCGGUUGAUACCACGUGGGGGGCCUGUUGACCAGGGAAAGAGGGGGAUGGGGUGGAGGAGUCUAUAAGCUAAGUGAUUGAAAGGGGUAGAGUGUACACAAAUCAGCUCUGUGAUCAAGAACCCAGUAAUCAUGUGAAUCCCUUGUGAGUGUAAGCCCUUUGGCGACCGACCCUACGCCGCCCAAUCACCAAUCCCGGCACCGGCACCCCUCCACUCGAGCGCGCGCCCUCACAUCCAGCUGCAUGCGACAGCCACACAGACGAGCGGAGAUGAACGGGCGCCCGGGGGGCGGGGGGUUAAUGCGCAGUCCAUCCCUCCUCCCGCAGCCCAGCAAGGGAGCCAUCGUCUUUCCCCCUCGGGAUCCGCACACCCAUCAACAGGCCUUCAGGGAUGGCAAGAGGGGACGCACCACCAACCCCACGCCCACCUCCACCCCCGUCCGCCAACCCGGCCCACUAGCCACAGCAGCAGCCCCCCAACCGGCACAGCACGCCACGGGACCCCCAGCGGCCCACCAAGCCGAGGGCAGAACAGGGUCCCCCGCCGGAGCAGGCAACACUCCGCCGAUACACCGGCGCCCAGCCAUAGGCAAAAAGUGUGGGACCCAGCUACCACCCUAUUAGUGUGGCUGCCAGGUUCCCGGCUGGCAGCCAUUACCGAGCACCGUGAUGGGAUUGUGAGCGGAGGGUAGUGCAAUGUAUGCAUUAAAAUAGGAGCGCUUGGCUUGGGGCAGUGGGACCGCAGCAUGGAAUUUCUACCCAGCCCCCUGUCCCACCGCCCUUUGCUGGAGCUCUCAAGUGGAGUAUGAUGUGUGUGGUGGGUUAAAAAAGGUGCAGGACACUGGUUUUGUCCUACUCUGGUCUCGUUUCAUCUCGUCUUUCCUGUUCAUUUUGCUUUUGCUGCUCUUUUUGUGAAAUAUCGACAGUGCUGUCUUGCUCAUUAACGUUCCUCUCGGGUUCUAACUGAAAGUGCUGAACAGAUGACAUAUUAAUGUCGCUAGAGUCACACUUUGGAAGCACGGCAGCGUAACCCAAUGACGUCACCAUGGCGACCUACUAAUUUUACAAACUGUAUAAAAAUGAAAACAUCGAGAGCUGUUUUAAAAUCAAAUUAUUUUAACUCAUAAUAACAUUUGUCUUUUAAGAACUACAAGUCUUUCUAUCCGUGGUUCCCUUUAAUUGGGCUUUGCUAUAAAGCUUUUGACUCCUUUCCUAAAACUGGAAUGGCACAAGACAUUCAUCAUUCCUGUUGUUACUGAAUGUAAAUGUUUGACUGCAAGCACAUGCUCGUCCACAGAAGAUUGCCAUUUAUGAAAGUUCACCAAAAACACAGACGCGGAGCAACCCCAAAUUGUACAUUUCUACAAAAAGGCCCGCAACGUGACUCUCAUAUUUGACAUGUUGACAUACUGUCUUGCUUGGCCAAUUUGUGUUGGGACAGGUUGUGCGCAUUCGCUUGAUGGCAGAUUGCCGGCCGCAAAAUGCGUGCCCGGAAUGGCUGGAAUCGGGUUUGAUGUGGAAACUGAGACCGAAACAAUCAUGACAGUUUCAGACUGCAAUACCAAACAAUGAACUAAAUGCCCUACUACUACUACUAUGACAACUACACUAAAUGUUCAACCAGUGUUUUGUCUACAUUUAAAGGAGACAUUGUUAGUGUUUUGUUGGUGUCUUAGCAAAAGCACUCUGAUAUUCUUUGGUCAAAAUAAAUGAGAUAAAAAACAAAAGCUCACUUGGUUCAAGAUAUUUUCAGCACCCAACUGGCAAAAGGUUUCAUACAUUUGAGUGAAAAGUGAAUAGUAGCCAAGUUUAGAUGCACGCAUGUAAAGCUCACAGCUCACCUGUUUUAACUAUUUGGACUGGUAUGGGAUACACAUAAAUUUGGGAGCAACACACCUAACAUUAGGCCAGUAUACAGGUGUUAUUUUUCGGAAACCAAUCGUAAAUUAGCUGUCACCAGGCGCCUGCCAUCUGUCUUCAGUGGAGCUUUGCGUUUUCUCUACCGGCUGACCAACAGCAGUAAAAGAGGCUCACGGUUGUGCGAGAGUUAAAAUCUCUUCAACACGUCCACGUGUGCUUUGUUAUGACAAGACCUGGUGUGUCUAGCCACAACCUGACUGUAAAGCACAUAUUGGCCGGUAUUUACACAAGAACUGACGUUGAAUUGUGGGUAUUAUUUAAGAUAAUAAAAUGUGCGGUGCCGCUAAUCUGUCCUGUCUGGUUGUUGGAUGUCGAAACACGCAGGUUGAAAAGGAAAAUAGUUGCGUUUUGUUUCUCUUAACCCUCAAAAAUUUCGGUCCUGUCAACAGUCUUUGUUCGGCACAUUUUGUCACCUCCAUUAGCGCGGACCACCCAGACUCGGGUCUUUUAUUUAAAAAUUCUUUAAUUCAACAUGCCGUCGGAGGUCGAGCAUAUACAUAGAUACAGUGAUGUAUGAGGUCCAACAAGCACACAGAUACAGUAGACAUUAACUUUUGUCUCAAAAUGUCUCAGUUCAGUCCAUAAGCAGAUUUUAAGGGGGGCUAGGCCCCGCCUGGUGUCCGAAAAGUGUCAUUGCAUGUAACUGACUUUCAUAUAUAUAUAUAUAUAUAUCAAUGUGUGUGUAUAUAUAUAUUUAUUUAUAUAUUAGGGCU
Messenger RNA from Corythoichthys intestinalis (scribbled pipefish), 15302 nucleotides. It is a transcript of the gene slc4a3, whose product is annotated as solute carrier family 4 member 3. NCBI's taxonomy places the organism in Eukaryota, Metazoa, Chordata, Actinopteri, Syngnathiformes, Syngnathidae. The transcript is spliced from 23 exons. The record is from RefSeq and is a predicted model, not a curated record. Gene Ontology annotation, cellular component: plasma membrane. Gene Ontology annotation, biological process: regulation of intracellular pH; monoatomic anion transport; bicarbonate transport. Gene Ontology annotation, molecular function: solute:inorganic anion antiporter activity; monoatomic anion transmembrane transporter activity. Bases 336 to 4034 code for a protein of 1232 amino acids.